This is a messenger RNA of Mucor mucedo, 222 nucleotides long. RefSeq lists its product as uncharacterized. The transcript is spliced from 5 exons. Gene Ontology annotation, cellular component: Fanconi anaemia nuclear complex; FANCM-MHF complex. The coding region runs from base 1 to 222 and encodes 73 amino acids. Gene Ontology annotation, molecular function: chromatin binding; protein heterodimerization activity. The record is from RefSeq and is a predicted model, not a curated record. Lineage: Eukaryota; Fungi; Mucoromycota; Mucoromycetes; Mucorales; Mucoraceae. Gene Ontology annotation, biological process: replication fork processing; resolution of meiotic recombination intermediates.
AUGGACGACAACGAAAAAAUAAUUACUACCGUAUGGGAGUCUGUAAGGACCAUUGCAAAUAAAGAAGCAGAAGCCCUGGGAAAACAAGUGUCACCUGCUUUCACCGCAUCUUUGGCUGAAAUUCUCCUUUCACAAAUGGGUAUCAUGGCUUCGGACUUGGAAGCGUUUGCAAGUCACGCUAAACGUGCUGGUAUUUCUAUGGAAGAUGCCAAGGUAAAAUAG